AUGUCAUGUAUAAUUCCACCUUUCUCUAACGGCCUGGUUACAGUGAUGGUUCCUCAGCUGCGGCGAGAGAACAGCCUCCUCUUGUGGAGCACGCUGGAACUGAACAGUCCUGUUCACGCUUUCGUGGGCCACGACGACGUUGUACUUGAGUUUCAGUGGAGGCCGCAGAAAGAAGGUUCCAAAGACUGCCAGCUGGUCACAUGGUCUAGAGAUCAAACCCUGAGGAUAUGGAGAGUAGAUCCUCAACUUCAGAAGCUGUGCUGUGCCAAUGGCAUUGCGGACGAGUUGAUGGAGGGCUUGACUCUCACCACAGAGACGGAGAAAACACUGAGGUUCCAAGGCUCCGAACCUCCGCUCAGCCCUGGAUUCACAGCGGACAACUCACAAGAUCAGUUUGACGGCCCUCAGUCUGGCCUGUCGUCCAGCGGUAAGAAUGACGUACCAGGUUUGCCUCAGACUCUGCAGCAAGAGUUUUCUCUAGUCAACUUACAGAUUCGCAAUGUCAAUGUGGAGAUGGAUGCCGUCAACCGCAGCUGCUUUGUGUCGGCCGACUGCGGAGCCAAUCGUGUCCGUCUCGUGGUGAAGUUUCCUGCCCAGUAUCCCAACAAUGCAGCUCCAGCUUUCCAGUUCGUCUCUCCGACGAACAUCUCGUCUUCCACGAAGACCAAGAUACAGAAGAUCCUGACUGAUACGUCACUUCAGAAGGUGAAGAGAAACCAGAACUGCUUAGAGCCAUGUGUUCGACAGCUGGUGUCUUGCUUAGAGUCAGAUGGAGUCAUGGAGGACGGUACGAACCCUUACUUGCUCACCAACCCGGUGACUCCUGCACUUCCAGCUUUCCCUCGAGUAAGCAACACUUACGGCUCGUACCAGGACUCCAACAUCCCCUUCCCACGCACCUCAGGGGCGCGCUUCUGUGGGACAGGUUCCUUGGUUUAUUUCACACGGCCCAUAACUAUGCAUCGUACAGUCCCUCCGACUGAACCUACUCCCAGGUCGCUGUCAGCUCUCUCAGCGUAUCACAGCGGGGUGAUGACGCCCAUGAAAAUGCGAACGGAGUCUCAGACCACCCUGAGGUUGUACAGCGGGAGCCCAACACGCACAGACAAAGACCAAGUGUCCAUAUCAUCGUUUUACUACAAAGAGCGGAAGCCCCCUCUGUCUGCUCCCCGCCGGUGGUCUGUGCAGACUAUUCAUGACUGUCCGAAAUCCCGUCGCUGGAAAGGCAAGCGAGAGGGAGGAGACUACAGCAGCAGACCCAUCAAACUGGCUGGCAAAGUCAUCAUCCAGGAAAUCUCAUGUCUGCUUCCUGUGCACAAAGCCCUCGGGGAAACAUACGUGCUAAAUGUUAAUGACACACAGGACACGUGUCAGAAGAAUGGGGCGGCGGCCUUAGCAGUGGGCCGCAGGGAUUUAGCAAAGGUAUGGGCACUUGCUUCUGCAGCCACAAAUCUUGACCUCAGUCCCGAUCCUGACCCUGAUGCUGGAACUCCCUGGGCCAAACAUCCAUUUGGGCGACACCUGCUGGAGACAUUGCUUGAACACUACAGGCAGAUGAGUGAUGUUCAGAGUCUGGCCAUGUUGUGUAGUGUGUUCAGAGGUCACGGCAGUCCUCAGGAAUAUUUCACUCUAUACGGGCAUCAGCAACCUCGACCGGCGUUCUUCACGCCACACCACUCCCGCUACCCCAGUUUCACCUCUAGUUCGGUCACAUCUGGAUCGUGUUUAAGUACCUCAGACUCUGCAAAUACUCCGUGGAACAUGGGUGGACGUGAGUCAGAACAUGCUCCCCCCUGGGGAGAAUCAUCUCCGGAUGACUAUCGCUAUGCCAACCAGAUAUACACAGACCCCCGAGAACGAGAAAAAGAACAACACGACAUGAACAAACGAUUACUGGACCCCUCCAACUCCUGGCAGUUUGACGACUUCAAGAAGUGUUACGGUGAGAUCCUGCACCGAUGGGGCAUGAAGGACAAGAGGGCAGAGGUGCUCAAAUUUGUCUCCUGUCCUCCAGAGCCACACAAAGGCAUAGAGUUUGGCGUUUACUGCUGCCACUGUCGCAGUCAGGCCCGCGGCACCCAGUGCGCCGUCUGCAAGCGCUUCACCUUCCAGUGCGCCAUCUGUCACGUGGCUGUACGCGGCUCUUCUAACUUCUGCCUGAGCUGCGGCCACGGAGGACACACCAGUCACAUGAUGGACUGGUUUCGCUCGCAAGAGGUCUGUCCCACCGGCUGCGGGUGCCACUGCCUGCUGCAAAGCACUUUCUGAACAAUACAAACAAUAAAAACCUCAAGAUAAGCCUCAAAACUCUUAGUACUGUAGCAGCUCGCCGGUGGAGAGAUGUUUAAGGAACACCGGCGUCAUUCAGGAUGGACUAACCACUGUUCAAGUGUAGAAUUAUGAAUUAUGUUCUAACGAGGCGCUGCAAAUAUCCACCUUAUAAUAGGUCAAACCAGCCUAGUUAGUAAGUGAAAUUGUUAUACAGUGCUGUUUUUUGCACUUUUAUAUCUGUUGAUUUGAGUAGAGCAUGUAUUUGCUCUAUAAGGUGCCAUGGAAAUUGAUCUGUGAAA
Molecule: messenger RNA, 2570 nt
Organism: Sinocyclocheilus grahami
Lineage: Eukaryota; Metazoa; Chordata; Actinopteri; Cypriniformes; Cyprinidae
Gene: wdr59
Product: WD repeat domain 59
Exons: 19
Coding region: 1-2268 (755 amino acids)
Biological process (GO): cellular response to amino acid starvation; positive regulation of TORC1 signaling
Cellular component (GO): Seh1-associated complex; vacuolar membrane
Molecular function (GO): protein binding; signaling adaptor activity
Source: RefSeq, a predicted model, not a curated record